Molecule: messenger RNA, 1809 nt
Organism: Drepanopeziza brunnea f. sp. 'multigermtubi' MB_m1
Lineage: Eukaryota; Fungi; Ascomycota; Leotiomycetes; Helotiales; Drepanopezizaceae
Source: RefSeq, a predicted model, not a curated record
AUGCCUUCUCUCAACCCACACCACAUCUUCAUCCUCAAAAUCUCCCUCGCCUCCAUCUCCCUCCUCCUAACAGCCACCUACCUCUUCAGCUCCUCUUCCUCUUCCACCCACUUUACCGAAAUCACCACCUCCCUUCCAUCUCUCCCAUCUCUCCCGUCUCUCCCGUCUCUCCCGUCUCUCCCAACCAUCAGCAACCCCCUCUCUAGCUCCCCUUCCUCCUCAUCCGCCAAAGCCACCUUCGUAUCCGCCCUACUCGCGGACGAGAACGAGAUAGAUGGAGCCUUCGACAACAAGACUCUAGUAGAGUUGUGUGCAAGCAGGUCCUGGACGCCAGGGUUGAUCUUCAAGUGCGAGCCGUUCGAGGGGGGUAUUGCGAAUGUGAGGAAUGUGCUGCUGAAUUGUGUGAGAUAUGCUAUUGAAGCGGGAGCUACCUCUCUCAUAACCCCCGAGAUCCUCCUCCGCACCACCGCGUCUCCAGACGGAGCAUCAGUGCCCCUCACCCACUAUUUUGACCUCCCGCACUUCACGGACCUGCUCACCACAUCCUGCCCUCAAAUCUCCCUCAUCGGCUCUCAAAACGACCUCUACAACGCGCCCUCAACCGCGGUACCCAUCCCGCUCGUCCCCUCCUCACUCACCGGCCCCCUCCUGGGCGGCUUCAUCCUCUCCGCACCAGGCAACUGGUCCUCUUCCUUCCGCGCCUUUCUCAAUGCCACCCACCCCGAACCUCCCUCCGCCAUCAAACCCGUCCUCGUCUCAGUGAGCCCUCCACUCCUAGAAUUUCCUCUCACCUACGAUGACCCGCACUUCGUCGCGCAGUUUGGACGCCUUCUUCGCUUCCGUCCCGAUGUGCGCAAACUCGCCGCUAGCGUCAUUUUCGCCAUGAACGAAAAGUACACCUUGGAAAUGAAAGCCGGCGGAGCUUCCGGUAUAGAGAAGAAACUAUGGUACGGCGCACACCUCCGCACCGGACAGGAUGCGCUAGCGGCAGGGUGGACACCGUACUCGAUGCAGGAAACAAACUACAUCUCGCACGCCCAGGUGUCCCACCUGCACCUCAUCUACAUGACAUCCACCUUCCCGGGUGAUCUCGUGACCUUCACCGAGAAAGCGGCGGGAUUCAACAUUAGCGUGGCGACCAAAACUUCCCUUCUCGGCAGCGGUACCGACGACGGGGCUGCAAAACCCGGGUAUGAAGAAGAGUGGGCGGCGCUGGGAGGUUUAAGCUGGGACCAGGCGCUGCUUGUCGAUUACGAGGUUCUGCUGAGGAGCUCGGUGUUUGGCGGGACGUGGGAGAGCAGCUUUAGCUGGGGCGUUGCGAUGCGCCGGCACGUCGUUGCAUCGGGCAAGAAGGGCUGGGUGAACAUCGCGCAGCGCUCCGUCGAUGGUCCUUUUACUCAUAUCUCGCCGCGCUCUUUGCACUCUUCGCACCACUAUCUCUCGCCUCCAAGCAGGGGGUCCUUCCUGCCUCUCCCCCACGACGGUUUCGCUAGUGAAGCUAGGCUUUCCCACCAAAAAGCCAAAAGAAAUGGAAAGGGCAAGAGGCAAGAAGAAGAGGGAAAAGCGGAGUUGAGCGAGAAGGAGAAGGGCAACGGCGGGGUGGUGAAGGAGGCGAAGGAGGGGGAGACGUGUUUUAAGGAUCGGCUCAGUGUUGUGUUUGGGCCUGUGGGGGAGGGGAGACGCGAAUUGGCGAUUGGUCAAGCGAACAAAUGGGGAAAAGAAAAGAGGGAGAAAAGGGCUGGCAAAUUCAGAAUGAGGCUCGGUACCUGGCGGGUGGCUACCACGCUCUCCGGAUGGAAGAAAGGGUAG